Molecule: messenger RNA, 2397 nt
Organism: Chrysochloris asiatica (Cape golden mole)
Lineage: Eukaryota; Metazoa; Chordata; Mammalia; Afrosoricida; Chrysochloridae
Gene: PCDHB14
Product: protocadherin beta 14
Exons: 1
Coding region: 1-2397 (798 amino acids)
Biological process (GO): homophilic cell-cell adhesion
Cellular component (GO): plasma membrane
Molecular function (GO): calcium ion binding
Source: RefSeq, a predicted model, not a curated record
AUGGAGACUAGAGAGGUUCUCGCUCUCCGGAAAAGGCAAGUUCUGAUUCUCUUUGUUUUGCUGAGAUUGUCUCUGGCGGGUCUUGAAUCUAGGCGCUAUUCUGUGGCGGAAGAAAAUGAAAUUGACUCCUUUGUGGCCAAUCUGGCAAGGGACCUGGGGCUGAGGGUGGAGGAGCUUUCCUCACGGGAGGCACGGGUAGUUUCUGAUGAUAAUAAAAAUCAUUUGCACCUUGACUUAAAUACGGGGGACUUGCUCUUAAAUGAGAAACUGGACCGAGAAGAGCUAUGUGGCUCCACUGAGCCCUGUGUACUGCAUUUUCAAGUGUUAUUGAAAAAUCCUUUACAGUUUUUUCGGGCUGAGCUGCACAUCAAAGAUAUAAAUGAUAAUUCUCCUACAUUUCUGGACAAGGAGAUACUUUUGAAAAUAUCAGAAAUUACCACAAUCGGAACCACAUUCCUAAUGGAGAGUGCUCAAGAUUUGGACAUUGGAAGCAACAGUCUCCAAAAUUACACAAUUAGCCCAAAUUCACAUUUCUACAUUAAAAUUAGAGACAGUGGUGAAGGAAAAAUAUACCCAGAGCUGGUCCUGGACAAAUCACUGGAUCAUGAAGAGGAGUCUGAACUCAGAUUAACACUCAUAGCUCUGGAUGGUGGGUCCCCUCCCAGGUCUGGGACAACCAUGGUGCUCAUCAAAGUCUUGGAUAUCAAUGACAAUGCCCCUGAGUUUUCACAAGGGCUCUAUGAGGUGCAGGUGAUGGAGGACACACCCCUUGGUUCAUGGGUGAUCACUGUCUCUGCUAAAGAUUUGGAUGCAGGAAAUUAUGGGAAAAUAUCAUAUACGUUUUUCCAUGCAUCAGAAGAUAUUCGUAAAACAUUUGAAAUCAAUCCAACAUCUGGGGAAGUCCAUUUAAGAGCUCUCCUGGAUUUUGAAGUAACACAAUCCUACACCAUAAAUAUUCAGGCAACAGAUGGUGGGGGUCUUUCAGAAAAAUGCAUUCUUCUGGUUAAAGUAUUGGAUAUAAAUGACAACCCACCAGAAGUCACCAUGUCAUCAAUUACAAGCAGAAUUCCAGAGAACGAAGCAGAGACACUUGUGGCUGUUUUCAGUGUCCGAGACCAAGACUCUGGAGACAAUGGGAGGGUGAUCUGCUCUAUUCAGGAUGAUCUCCCCUUUAUGCUUAAACCGACCUUCAAGAAUUUCUUCACUCUGAUUUCUAAAAAAGCACUUGACAGAGAGAUGAAAGCCGAGUAUAACGUCACCAUCACCGUCACAGACCUGGGUACUCCUAGGCUGAAAACCCAGCACAACAUAACUGUUUGGAUCUCAGAUGUUAAUGACAACGCACCAACUUUCUCCCAAACUUCUUAUACCCUUUUCAUCUCCGAAAACAACAGCCCCGCCCUGCUUAUUGGCAGCAUUAGCGCCACAGACAUAGACUCUGGCACCAACGCUCAAGUUACCUACUCUCUGCUGCCAACACACGACCCACACCUCCCCCUCGCCUCACUGAUCUCCAUCAACGCAGACAGCGGGCAUCUUUUUGCUCUGAGGUCGCUGGAUUACGAGGUCUUGCGAGAAUUUGAGUUCCGCGUGGGCGCGGAAGACGCAGGCUCCCCAGCGCUGAGCAGCGAGGCACUGGUGCGCGUGGUGGUGGUGGACGACAACGACAACUCGCCCUUUGUGCUGUACCCGCUGCAGAACGGCUCUGCGCCUUGCACUGAGCUGGUGCCUAGAGCGGCGGAGGCGGGCUAUCUAGUGACCAAGGUGGUGGCGGUAGACAACGACUCUGGGCAGAACUCUUGGCUGUCCUACCAGUUGCUCAAGGCCACGGAGCCUGGGCUGUUCAGCGUGUGGGCGCACAAUGGCGAGGUGCGCACUACCAGGCUUCUGAGCGAGCGCGAUGUGGCCAAACACAGAUUAGUGGUGCUGGUCAAAGACAAUGGUGAGCCGCCAAUGUCAACCACAGUCACACUGCACAUAGUCCUGGUGGACGGCUUCUCACAACCUUAUCUACCGCUUCCGGAGUUGUCCCCCGACGAGGUCCAGGACAACUCACUCACCAUCUACUUGGUCAUUGCGUUGGCGUCUAUCUCAUCGCUUUUUUUGUUCUCUGUACUCCUGUUUGUCGCUGUGAGACUGUGCAGGAGGAACAGGGCUGCUUUGGUGGGUCGCUCUCUGGUGCCUGAAAUCCACUUUCAGGACCACUUGGUGGAUGUUAGUGGAACUGGGACUCGGUCUCAGAGCUACCAGUAUGAGGUGUGUCUGACGGGAGAUUCUGGGACGAAUGAGUUUAAAUUUCUGAAGCCCAUUAUUCCCAAUCUCCCAGUCUACGAUUCUGAUAGGAAUAUGAGGGAAAGUAUCAACUUCCAGAAUAGCUUUGGAUUCAGUAUUCAAUAA